Molecule: messenger RNA, 1035 nt
Organism: Corapipo altera (White-ruffed manakin)
Lineage: Eukaryota; Metazoa; Chordata; Aves; Passeriformes; Pipridae
Product: BTB/POZ domain-containing protein KCTD9-like
Biological process (GO): protein homooligomerization
Molecular function (GO): protein binding
Source: RefSeq, a predicted model, not a curated record
AUGCUGUGGUGCAACCCCACGCUGCUGCUGCGGGGCCCAGAGGCCAAAGAACUGGAGGGGAAAACUGAACGAAGAAAAGGGAGUUUGGACCAAAAAUGUGGAGUUUGGGACCAAAAAGGGGAAGUUUGGGGCAAAAAAGAGGCAGUUUGGACCCAAAAAGGGGCACUUUUGGCAGAAAAAAAUGGGAAUUUAAGCCCAAAAAGGGACAGUUUUGACCCGAAAAGGGGGUCCCAGGAGUAUUUUAGGGGGUUCCAGAGUGAUGGGAGAGCUCAGGAGGAGCUGACAGGGUCCCACACAGACUGGCUGACACUCAAUGUGGGAGGCAGGUACUUCACCACUACAAGAAGCACUUUGGUUAACAAAAAGAACCUGACGCAUAUGUUUAAAGAUAAAGAUGCUUGGGGGAACAAGCAGGAUCAUAGAGGAGCAUUCCUAAUUGACCGCAGUCUUGAGUAUUUUGAGUCCAUUUUGAACUAUUUACGUCACGGACAGCUCAUUGUAAAUGAUGGCAUUAAUUUGCUAGGUGUCCUGCAGGAAGCCAGGUUUUUUGGUAUUGAUUCGCUAAUCAAACACCUGGAAAUAGCCAUGAAGAAUUCCCAGCCAGCUGAGGAUCACUCUCCCACCUCUCAGAAGGAGUUUGUCCGGUUCCUGCUGGCAACAACCCCCAAGUCCGAGUUGCGCUGUCAGGGUCUCAGUUUCAGUGGAGCGGAUCUUUCCCACCUGGAUCUUUGCUACAUCAACUUCAAGGUGGCCAAUCUGAGCCGCUGCAACCUGGCCCAUGCCAACUUGUGCUGUGCCAGCCUGGAGAGGGCUGACCUGUCAGGCUCUGUGCUGAAUUGUGCCAACAAACAGUCCCUGGAAUACUCCUGUUCCAAUGCAGAGGGAGCGUCCCUGAAAGGCUGCAGCUUUGAGGACCCAUCAGGCCUUAAAGCUAAUUCGGAAGGUGCCGACCUGAAAGGAGUGGCCAUGGAGAGCAGUCAGAUGACAGGAAUUAACCUCCGAGUUGCAAUGCUGAGAAAAGCCAAACUAAAGAAC